Messenger RNA from Letharia columbiana, 1326 nucleotides. RefSeq lists its product as uncharacterized. Bases 1 to 1326 code for a protein of 441 amino acids. NCBI's taxonomy places the organism in Eukaryota, Fungi, Ascomycota, Lecanoromycetes, Lecanorales, Parmeliaceae. Gene Ontology annotation, biological process: mitochondrial translational elongation. Gene Ontology annotation, cellular component: mitochondrion. Gene Ontology annotation, molecular function: translation elongation factor activity; GTP binding; GTPase activity. The transcript has 6 exons. The record is from RefSeq and is a predicted model, not a curated record.
AUGGUGGUCAUCACCCGCUCAUUGGUACCGAUACUACGGGCGAGCCGACUUGCUGUACGGCAGCAAAAGGGCGUCAACCCUGUACAGCAAGUCUUCGGGAGAGAUACAAAUGGAAUACGGGGGCUUGCUACGGCCUUUGAGCGGUCGAAACCCCAUGUCAACAUCGGCACCAUUGGUCACGUCGACCACGGCAAGACCACCUUGACCGCUGCUAUCACGAAACGACAGGCUGAGAAAGGCAUGGCCAACUUCCUUGAAUAUGGCGCAAUUGAUAAGGCACCCGAAGAGCGGAAGCGUGGUAUCACCAUCUCCUCAGCACAUAUCGAGUACAGCACGGAGGCACGGCAUUACUCCCACGUCGACUGCCCCGGCCACGCAGAUUACGUCAAGAACAUGAUUACGGGUGCUUCAAGUAUGGACGGAGCUGUUAUCGUGGUGGCUGCUUCUGAUGGGCAAAUGCCGCAGACAAGAGAACAUCUCCUCCUCGCGCGACAAGUCGGAGUCCAAAAAAUUGUGGUGUUCGUCAACAAGGUCGAUGCGAUAGAAGACAAAGAGAUGUUAGAGCUUGUGGAAAUGGAGAUGAGGGAAUUACUGACGACCUACGGUUUCGAAGGAGACACUACGCCUAUCAUUCUUGGUUCCGCUUUGUGUGCGCUCGACGGUCGACAACCCGAGAUAGGGGUGCAAAAGAUCGAUGAGCUGCUGAACGCGGUGGAUACGUGGAUCCCAACACCACAGCGUGAGACCGAAAAACCCUUCCUCAUGUCCGUUGAAGACGUGUUUUCCAUUCCAGGCCGUGGUACUGUGGCCACGGGACGAGUGGAGCGUGGUAUCUUGAAGAAGGAUUCCGAGGUCGAGCUCGUAGGCAAAGGCGAGCAUCCCAUCAAGACCAAAGUCACGGAUAUCGAGACCUUCAAGAAGUCCUGCGACGAGUCGAGAGCUGGCGACAACUCUGGACUUUUGCUUCGCGGUGUUAAGCGAGAAGACGUGAAGCGAGGCAUGAUCAUUGCUAAACCAGGUUCUGCGAAAGCGCACAAACAAUUCUUGUGCUCAAUGUACGUCCUCACAAAGGAGGAGGGCGGCCGCCACACUGGGUUUUCGGAUAACUACCGGCCACAGAUUUUCAUGAGAACUGCUGAUGAAGCCGCCGCUCUACACUGGCCAGCGGACGUCGAAGAUCGCUCCAAGAUGGUUAUGCCGGGAGACAACGUCGAGAUGACGUGUGAUAUCUACAACCCAAUCGCCCUCGAGAGUGGACAGAGGUUCAACAUACGGGAGGGUGGACGUACGGUCGCCACCGGCCUGGUCACACGAGUCAUCAAAUAA